This is a messenger RNA of Candidula unifasciata, 678 nucleotides long. The record is from the annotation of a GenBank genome assembly. Lineage: Eukaryota; Metazoa; Mollusca; Gastropoda; Stylommatophora; Geomitridae.
AUGUUGUCAACAACCUCCAGCGUCUUGAAAAGCCUGCUCGGAAAGACAGCAGCUCUUGGUGCAGCCAGUGCGCGGCUGAAGCACACACUGCCAGAUUUGAAAUAUGAUUUUAAUGCUCUGGAGCCAUACAUCUCUGCAGACAUCAUGAAGCUGCAUUACCAAAAGCAUCACAACGCAUACGUGACAAAUCUCAACAUUGCUGAGGAGAAACUGGCAGAUGCUGUACAAAAAGGUGACCUGGGUGCGGUGAUCAGUCUCCAACCAGCCCUGAAGUUUAAUGGUGGAGGACAUAUCAAUCACAGCAUCUUCUGGCAAAACUUGAGCCCAAAAGGUGGCGGGGAGCCCGAAGGUGAUCUCUUGGAUCAGAUUAAAGAUGACUUCACUUCAUUUGAACGCAUGAAGUCAGAGCUUGUUGCUGCCUCCGUAGCCAUUCAAGGAUCCGGAUGGGGUUGGCUGGGGUACAGCCCAGUUAAUGGCCACUUGCGUAUUGCUACUUGCGCCAACCAAGAUCCCCUUCAAGCAACAACAGGUUUGAUACCCUUGUUCGGCAUUGAUGUUUGGGAACAUGCCUACUAUCUUCAGUACAAGAAUGUGCGGCCAGACUAUGUGAAUGCAAUCUUUCAUAUUGCUAACUGGAAGGAUGUGUCAGAGCGACUGGCAAAAGCUCGCUUGGCUUGA